UCGUCUCGCAUCACGACAACCUCCAGCCCACAACCGCCAAUUCGACCGCCACUCCCUACGCAACCCACCAAUUCCGCGCCAAAACACCCCCGACGAUGUUCUCCUCCACCUUCCGCGCUGCGGCCCGCGCACCCACCUCGACCUUCGCACGCAGCUUCUCGUCCACCCGCCCCUCGCAGGUCGCGCGCAUGACCGUCAUUGGCCGUCUCGGUGUUGCGCCAGAAGAAGUCACCGUCUCUGGCGACAGGACGCUUGUGCGCUACGUAGUGGGAACGAGCUACGGCAAGGGCGAGGACAAGAAGACCAGCUGGUUCCGGAUUGCGAGUUUCGUACAGGGCGCGCAGAAGGACUUCUUGAUGAAUGUGCCCAAGGGAUCGAUGCUCUAUGUUGAUGCGGAUGCGCGCAUGGAGACAUAUCUUGACAGCGAGGGCAACAAGAAGAGCAAUUUGAGCUUGGUCGCACGCAACUUUGAUGUCUUGUCUCGGCCUCGUACUGAGGAUACGGAAACUAACGACGAGGGGCUGGUUCAGGAAGCUUCUGGUUAAAUGUGCAGGUUUGAAGGGCUCCUUCGUCUUCGACCAUUAUGUUCCAUGAUUGCAGUUCUUUCACGACAGCUCCGAGUGGCAAGUGUUGGCUGCGGGGUAGAGAAGUUUCGAGGAGACACAUCUUUGCGCGGUGCUGUAGGAUCUCCUUGUGGAUUUUCUUUUUACGAUAUUCAAAUGUACGACUAUGGGCUCACAGUUCACUUUGUAAGAUCUCUACUCUAGGAGUGGCGUGGCUUGGAAUUAACGGAAUGAUACCUUUUUCUUCAA
Molecule: messenger RNA, 812 nt
Organism: Alternaria rosae
Lineage: Eukaryota; Fungi; Ascomycota; Dothideomycetes; Pleosporales; Pleosporaceae
Exons: 2
Coding region: 96-545 (149 amino acids)
Molecular function (GO): single-stranded DNA binding
Source: RefSeq, a predicted model, not a curated record